Messenger RNA from Struthio camelus australis, 5492 nucleotides. RefSeq names its product interferon gamma receptor 2 (gene IFNGR2). The record is from RefSeq and is a predicted model, not a curated record. Gene Ontology annotation, cellular component: plasma membrane. NCBI's taxonomy places the organism in Eukaryota, Metazoa, Chordata, Aves, Struthioniformes, Struthionidae. Gene Ontology annotation, biological process: cytokine-mediated signaling pathway. Gene Ontology annotation, molecular function: cytokine receptor activity; protein binding.
UGCUGAACAACCUUUGAAAUAAAUAAAAGCUGCCUAUUGGUGUUCACAUUAAGAGAAGAUUUGGAAAAAGUGGGAAAUGUCAACAUGUAGCAAGGAAAUAGUUAAUCUGUAAAUUUGAGGCAUUUGUUUCUGAAGCAGAUUUUCCUCAUGAAUAGCAUAACUGGAUGGAUGCCAUGCAGAGAGGGGCCCUUCAAGAUGGUAUUUGUUCUCCUCUUGGUAAUCUGUUCUGUUGCGUUCUUUGGUGCAGUAGUUGAACGUCUGCUUUAAUCGCGUUUCGGUUCCUCUCCCCAUUACCUCUCCAAUGACUAGCAGACUCUUACCUGAUUUACUGGGGAAUUUGCAGCUUUGAAUUUGCAGUUAUGUUCUUCACAAUCUCAAGCUCUUCAUCAAAUCAUCCUAGCAAAACAUUCUCUGAAACUGGAGCAGUUCUUCAUUUUUGUUUACCAGCUCUUUCAGGAGUGCUGAUAGCGUUUUGCGUGUGUGAGUUAUCCUAAUAGCAAUACGGGCAUCUGAGUAGGAAGCUGAAUGUUGCAGAGAGGUUGCAGGUUGAGCAGAAGAGAUACCUGCGUACAGUGUAGCCCUUAUUCAGGUACACAGGGAUCUCCCUGGCUUCAGCAUGUCAGCUCUGACAGAUUUUGGUGCAUUCAUUUAGACGUGGCUGGCCAGUCUGUGACUGUUGAGCUGUGUGGGGCUCUUCAGCAAUUUGGGUGCAGCUGCUUUUCCAGGGCUGUGGUCCAUGGCCAGACUCUGGCAUCCAAACAUCCAUCGAUGGGUUAAGGUGACUUGGGGGAGCGGCUGUGGUCAGUGCUGCCCAGUCUUGUCACACAGCGCAGCCGUGGGAUUUUCCAGGGAGCUGUUCCGUUGUUUGGUUAGUGAGUGCAGCCUCCACUUGGCUCUCCAGGGGCCUCAGUGUGUUUCUUCUGUUGUUAAGGGAGAUGUUACACAUUAAAAUCUGAGCCAAAGUAACAGUAUGUUGCAGGUGAUGUCACCCAUCCCCACCUGGCCACACCCUGCUGUUGUUCACCUCUUGCAGGCUCUGAUGUUUAUCUGACAAUAUGAGAAGCCGGUUCAGUAGAGUAGAGCAGCAAAAAAAAUCCAUCAAAAAAAAAAAAAAGUGAGUUUCUUUUCUGCCAGUUCUGCAAAAGGAUGUGUUUUAAGGCUGGUGCAGGGAAGGGAUCAGGGAUCAUCCAGGAGCAGGCAUGGGAGCUGUGAAACCGGUGGCAAGGCUAAGCUGACCUGGUUUCCCUUGCUGUAACUUGUGGCUUCACACUCUGCUAUAUGAAAGCUUUGACCUGUGGCUUGAAGAGUCAAGAAGUUUCUGUGUUAGGAAGGAAGAAUCUGAGAGUUGCUUGACAGAUGCUUUAAGAGAGCCUGUUCACUGAGACCACAUUUGAAACAUAAAGUGAAGACAGGGCAUUCUUGGCUUUUCCUGGAUAAAGUAGUUUGAAUGUUGGGGUCUCAUACCCUGUUUCUAGGAUACUUGCAAAUCUGGGUGCUUGAUUCCAAAGCGUGCAUUUUGUUACUUUGGCUCAUACAAAAUAAUGGUCGUUAUGAAACUCAUUGUAUGAUUUCAUAAAUUUACUUAAAUCUUGUCAAGUCGUGAUAGCUGAUUGCAAUAUGAAUGUUUUCCCUUAGUGUGUUGUGGAACCAGUCCUAAAGGCAGUAAUUUUUGCUGCAGCACACAGCAGCUUGAUACUCAGCUGCAGAACCAUAGAUUUGAUACUUCUUUCAAUGUUUCUGAAGUUAGUAGGGGAAAUGAUCUGUUUCUGAAUGGCUAUAUCGAGUAAAUGAAUCGGCAUGUGAUCCUGAUAGAGGGGAAAAUGGACCAGCUGCCCUUUUUCUUCAUUGCUUUUUCUUUAAGAAGAAGAAAAAAACACUAAUAUUUGCAUUUUGUUCUGACGGUGUCCUUGAAUUCUGCAAAAUUAGUCGUAUCGGAUGUCUGACUACACAGAUUACUGAUGGUGUGAGAUACCUUGCCACAUGCCAGACCAGUAGUGAGACUGCAGGCAAGAAUCUGCUUGACUAGAAAGUGAAAACUUACCUUGAUUGAAGAAAAGGUUUCUUAGUAAUGAGAGAUUAAUAACUUUUGUAAUGUUUUUAACUGUAAAGAAUGUCAAACACAUUUACAAAACUGAACAAUCCGUCUGUGCUGUAACGUAAUGUGUGUUUAUUUAACAGCACCACUUAAAAAUGGAGGCUAAGAAACUAGUAAAAAUAUCUAACUAAAAUUUUGAGAACGUAACUAGCUAUUUUGUAUUGGGGACACCAGGUUUAAUGCAACUUUAUGAAGAAGUCUUGUGAUCAGUUUCCUGUAUGUGCAGGAUGUUGAAGCCUGGCAUUAAUUCUCUUCUGAAAGGUACUACCAUCAUCAGUGUGCGGUCUAGUACUGUGCAAAAAAAAAAUCAGAUUCAGCAAUAAGAAAGGAAAAACUUUUUACAGUUGUCUCCUUAUUUCCACAGAAGGCGCAGCCAGAAUUUGCCUCGAGUGCUUGCUCUUCUGAUCUAUUUAUGUCAAAAUAAACAAUAUCUUAAGAGAAUAUUGUCUUAAGGAAAAAAAAAAUGGGAAUCUCAUCACCUGGAAUCAUAUUUGUAAUUUCAUGGUUGUCGUUGAGGUUAGGACCUGUAGACCCAUCUGGCUUAAUGGAAUAGCUGAUCGCUACGUGGACAAGUACCAGUUAAGUGUAGAAGGAAAAGCUUUUUCACCCUGAGGACAGGCAGACAAUGGAGCAGGUUGCCCAGAGAGGUUGUGCAGGCUCUGUCCUUGGAGGUUUUCAAGACCCACCAGCACACAGCCCUGAGUAGCCCGGUCUGGUCCCAGAGCUGGCCCUGCUUUGGGCAGGAGGUUGGGCUGGAGCCCUCCCGGGGGCCUUUCCUGCCUGAGGGAUUCUGUGGUUCUGUGAUUCGAAGCAUGAGGUUCAUCUGAUUUUUAAAAGGCAUUUGAUGACUGCAGUGUCCUCUCUUACUCAAUCCAGGCUGCUAGUUGUAAUCUUAGUCUCUUUCUUUUCGUUGUCUCAUUUCCUUGUCAUCAGUCUCUUUGCCUGCUUAGCUUGUGUUUUUGGUAUUCCAGCCCACUGUUUUUCUUCUUUGCCAACUAACGUCUCUUCCCAGCCGCUCCUCCAUCUUAUUUCUCGUCCGGCUUCCUUACUUGAUUUUUUUCCCAGUCCCAGUUCCCUCCUUUUGCCCAUCCACCCUCACUCCCUCUGGCUUCUCCCCUCCCCCCCUCAAUGCCUGGCCUUUGGCCAUGCAGUGGUGAAAACAGACAGCUUCCUCCUCCACACUGCUCGGUCAGCGGGGAAGUGGAUAUUCUCCAGUCCUAGAGGAUCAUCUAUUUGCUCUCAGCUUCCAUGUGGCUUACCUCCUGCAAAACUGUUCAAGAGCACAGGCAGUCUUCCCUUGUCCCCUUAUAACGUGGCCAAAUUUGAGUGGACAUUGGGUGCCUACCACUAAUAGAAGAAUCUUUUCUCCAUUUACCAGCACCAAAGAGUGUGAUGGUUUAUUCCUAUAACUUCUGUAGCUCACUGAGGUGGUCUCCUGUUGAAGUGGACAGAGGCUCGGUGUUGUAUACAGUCCAUUUUAAAACAGGGGCCUUUAACCAGUGGGAUGAGAUGAACUGCACCCGUAUUACCCAGACUGAAUGCAACUUCCCUCAGUUACUUAACAAACGGCGUUGGACUAUCAUUUUGCGUGUGAGGGCUGAGUUAGGGCAAAUGGUUUCUGACUGGGUGGAAACAGAUCCAUUUGUGGCAGAGAGAAACACUACUCUAGGACCCCCUAAAGUGAACAGUGUGACUGUAAGCUCUGACUCACUUCUCAUUAGUGUUACACCCCCUUUUGGAUCUGAACUAGGUGAGCAUCUUCAGUAUCAUGUGUCCUACUGGGAGAACUCAACAAGUACUACCAAAAAAGAGACAAAGACGAGCAAUACGCUAUUCAAAAUUAGAAAUCUAAAGGAGAUGACACUAUAUUGUUUUAAAGUACAAGUAGAGUUCAUGAUAGAUCCAGAUCUCCAGAUACUUGGACUACAAAGUGUCCCAGAGUGUUACAGAACUACAGUCAGUGAGGCAACCAGAACUGGAUAUAUUAUACUAAUAUUUCUGUUAACCUUAUUUCUUGUAAUUCUUGUAAUAGUUGGUUUGUUUCUUAUGUGGAGAUACCACAACACAAUUAAAUACUGGUCUCGGCCACCUUUCAAAAUCCCAUCACACUUUGAAGAGUAUUUAAAAGAUCCCAGCAUGCCUGGUUUAGAGGCAUUGGAGAAUUGUGCUGAGGAAGAGCCCUGUGAUUCCUUAUCUGUUGUGUGUGAUGAAGAAAGAAGCCAGGAAUGUGAUGGCAAUGGGGAGACUAAAGCUGAUUUCCACAGCAGCUCCAGUGACAGUGAACUAACUUAAGUGGGGCCUCUAGUGAGACACCUGAACCCAGCCUUGCGAUGCCUCCCACGAGUGGCACUCCCCAGCUACUGACAGGACAAGCUAUGGCCAAAAUGCUGUCCUUGUCGAAUCCUGGGCAAAAGUCUGCUUCCUGAGGGUAUUGUGGAACCUGAGCCUUUGUUUAAAUGGUUUCUGCUGUACUACAAUAGCACCUGCAUUCUCCUGGAAAGAGUUAAAAGGUGGAACGUGAAGGGGAAAUGAACACUAAAUAGCCAUAAGACAGACAGAUAUGAUUGAAACAAAACUGAUACGUUAACAUCAUUGUAAUAAACCUUUUCCCAAGGUGCAACAAAGCUUUGAGAAAUGCAGCACUUUAUGGUAGGAUGUAAUACAACCUGGGAUUUUUCAGUGAGUAAUUGCAUCAUCAAUUACUUUUAUAGUGGCUUUUUUGUUGUUGUUCUUGUUGCUUUAUUUGUGAAUUCUGUCUUAGCACUCAAAGUGUAUUACAUUCACCUCCAAUAUCCUUUUUUGAAUCAGUUUAAGUACUUGGUCUUCUGUGACUUCCACUUCUUUGCUCCAGAUAAAAAUGGCAGUCUAAAGAGAAACCGACUGUACUUUACCUUCCUCAGAGUGAACCUGUGCAAAGAACUCCAAGAAAGGCACCGGACAGUUCAUUCCUCCUCCCUUGAUAUGUGCCUCCUAAUGCAUUCAUAAGAAGCAUUAAUCUUUUGCUCCUACAGGGAAACAAUGAUAUUCUUCAUGGUAAAAAAUGAACUUUAAAAUACAUUUUGUUCAGCAUUUGUAUGAAAUGUAUCAACAAUUAUCAGACACUAGAAUUUCUUUUUGGCAAUCAGACUAGUCCUGCAAAAGGAAAGAUGAAUGUGUGUUUUGAGUCUCAUGAAGCAGAAGCAGUCGACUGAAUUAAGUCUUACAGCGCAAUCGGCUAAGGAAGGAAAGGAAGGGUGGAACCUUUCCACUUCCCAGUGCGGAAAUAAUUAAAAAGAAAAAAAAACACACACACACACACACACAAAGUAAAAGAAUUAACCACUUCUUACAUAAUAAAAGGUAUUUUUAUUCCACUAAAGGUGUUUGUUUAAAAAUGAAAUAAAAUGAAUAUCCUUAA